CUUCCUUCUGCCGGCGGACACAGACGAACCUCGUCGGUCGUCGUCUGCGGUCGAACAGACUUCGCGGUGAAGUAAAUAAAACAACAUGAACUCUUUCGAGAAGAAGCUGGCGGACAUGAUCCACGACCACCCCAACCUGUACGACCAGAGCCGGCGGGACUACAAGGACAGUCUGAAGGCGCAUGUGUCCUGGAGACAGAUCGCAGACGCCAUGGAAAAGUCUGAAGACGAGGUGAAGCUCAAAUGGAAAAACCUACGCGACAAGUUCUGCAAAGCGAAGAAGCGGAUGGUGAAGAGGAGCGGGUCCGGGCUGACGGAGGAGACCCCGGCGGAGAAGCCCGUCCCGGUGCUGUUCGAGCAGCUGGCCUGGCUCAACACCUACGUCAGACCCAAAGUGGAGCCCGAAGCCAAUCAGGUCGUUGGAAGUGGGGAUGACCUGCUUAAAGAACGAGAUAAAGAAGAGAAGGAGCUGCCUGGUUCGCUGCCUGUUGUCAGCACUAGUUUUUCAAUCAUGGAGUCGUACCCUGUCAACCACCAGGAGCUGGGAGUUUCACUCAAACGGAAGAGGCAAACAACCACAGAGACUGAGAUAAGUUCUGCAGACGCCCUCACCAAUUUCAGAGAUGAAGAUGAACUGUUUCUCCUUAGCCUUCUGCCCUCACUGAAGAGACUUAACAUCAAAAAAAGGAUGGAGGUGCGGAUGAAAUUCCAGCAAGUGCUUUACGCUGCAGAGUUUGAUGAGUAAACAGUCCCAGAACCAAUAAGAACAAUUUGUUGUAUGAGUUGCUAUAUUUAUAAAGUCUAUUCAAGCAUUGUAAAUAUAUAUUUUAACCAUAAUGUGUUAGAGUAUUUUGGGUUCACUAGCCCUGUUAAAAAUGUUAAAAUCUAUAAUUGUUUGGUUUUGUCUGAGGUAAUGUCCCUUUAUUAAGAGCUUUGAUGAAACAAGAGAAAAGUGUCUCAUCUGAAUGUAGGCAGUGAAGCCACCUUUUUUAAUCAUAAAAAGAAACUGAACGUGGACCUUUCAGUUUAUUAGGUACAGGUGUUUGACUGUGUUAAACGCUUUUGGAGGCUAUAUUGGUAUGAGUUUGUGCAACAACUGUAUAUAAAUUAUUUUAUCUUUUUAAAAGGAGUUAUUUUUAUUGUAUAUAUAUAUUUGGAGAAUAAAUAUUUUGAUGCUCCUGA
This is a messenger RNA of Sphaeramia orbicularis (orbiculate cardinalfish), 1182 nucleotides long. RefSeq lists its product as uncharacterized. Gene Ontology annotation, biological process: regulation of transcription by RNA polymerase II. Gene Ontology annotation, cellular component: nucleus; transcription regulator complex. Bases 86 to 745 code for a protein of 219 amino acids. Gene Ontology annotation, molecular function: DNA binding. The transcript is spliced from 2 exons. The record is from RefSeq and is a predicted model, not a curated record. NCBI's taxonomy places the organism in Eukaryota, Metazoa, Chordata, Actinopteri, Kurtiformes, Apogonidae.